AUGGCAGGUGUGGUGUACCCCAAACAGGGCCCUGUGGAUUUAGACAUAUACCAAAGCUCCCACGUGGUGGACUAUAAGCCCUACGGGAAGCAAAAAUACUCUACGGCCACGCUGCAAGAGGUAGGAAGGCAUUCCAGGCUUGUCACUCAUUCAGUUUUUCACAGGCCCGUCCCUGACCCCAGGCCCAAGCUGGCUGAUGGGUAUCCUGCCUUCAAGAGACCCCACAUGACUGCCAGAGACCUGGGACUCCCUGGCUUCUUCCCAACACAAGAUCCAGUGGCCAGCAUGGAGGACAUGGGCCCAUUCAGCAGCACCUGCCCCUCGGGGUACCCGGCCUCCCUGGCCCUGCACCUGGCCUGAGGCCCCCCGAACCUGCUUCAGCAGAGCACCGGCUUCCCGUGCCUCCUGGAGCCCGAGUGCCAGCCUGCUGCCAAGGAGGGCAGAGGCUACCUGCUCCUGCCUGGCUGUCACUGCCCUUGGCACCAAAGAACCAAGGUCCCCAUCUUGUAUUGCUGGGGACCCCUGGUGCCAUUUUACCAGUAG
Heterocephalus glaber (naked mole-rat) is the source of this 543-nucleotide messenger RNA. NCBI's taxonomy places the organism in Eukaryota, Metazoa, Chordata, Mammalia, Rodentia, Bathyergidae. The record is from RefSeq and is a predicted model, not a curated record.